Molecule: messenger RNA, 4187 nt
Organism: Homalodisca vitripennis (glassy-winged sharpshooter)
Lineage: Eukaryota; Metazoa; Arthropoda; Insecta; Hemiptera; Cicadellidae
Product: zinc finger C4H2 domain-containing protein
Exons: 5
Coding region: 239-991 (250 amino acids)
Biological process (GO): positive regulation of neuron differentiation
Cellular component (GO): nucleus
Source: RefSeq, a predicted model, not a curated record
AUUCUCUAUUAAGUAAACAAACAAAGGAUUGAGUUGUGAUUGUGGUUAGUGUUAAGAGGAGUUAGUAUUAUUGUUAUUAUUGUGAAGCAGAUUUGAACAAUAUAGUAAACAAAACGCAAAUGCACAUUUUCAGUAUUAUUAUUAUUAUUAUUGACAUCAUAGUUACAAGUACGAUUUAAUUUUAAGAUUUUCUUUUAUAAUUGACUAAGUCAUAAACUGAAUUUUGAACUGUUGUAUAAUGACUACAAACAAUGAAAGAAAUAUUUUGGCUAAACUAGAAGCAAUUAAAGAAAUAAGGUCAAAAACUAUGCAGCUCGAGAAGCUGAAAGGAAAAAUAAUUCAAGAAGUUGAAGCAUCUGAGCAAGAAGAAAAAUGCCUUUCUGAAUACAAACAAGAAAUGGAACUUCUUAUGCAGGAGAAAAUGGCACAUGUAGAAGAACUUCGGCAAAUACAUGCAGACAUAAAUGCAAUGGAAAACGUUAUUAAAAAAGCAGAAGAAGCUCGAAAUAGAUCUCUGGACAGAGCAAAAAGAGUGCAUGAGGAUUACAGACCUUUAAAACAUGAUAUAGACCGUAUGAGGCGAGAUUAUCUUGGUCUUGAAAGGCUGCCAGAACUUCAUGAGGAAGAAUCUGGAUUAAUUACCCCCGAAAUGUUUGCUCGAAGCUAUUUUGAGAAACACUUCAAAAACGAAUGGAGGCCAGAGAACGCAACCAUUACUAGUUUUGCUCAUGCACACCAAGCAGCAGCUGCCUCAGCAUUUCUAGCUCCAGUGCAGCCACCACUCCAGCUGCUCCCGAGCUCCAGCAAGAUUGACCAUCAUCGGGCUCUGCCUCCUGUUCCUGGCCCAGCACCUACCUUCAGGCAGCAACCACCGCCGAUGAAAUCGUGUCUGUCUUGUCACCAGCAGAUCCACCGCAAUGCUCCUAUUUGUCCCCUGUGCAAGGCCAAGUCUAGAAGCAGAAACCCAAAGAAGCCAAAAAAGAAAGAUUAACUGUAAGGUUAAAUUUAAAGUUAAGAAAAUUUUGAUGUUCGUGUUAGCGAACUAAAAAAAAUGUUUUUCUGGGUUUUAAUUAUCUACUUCAGAUUUUAUUAUGUUAAUCAUAACCUUUAAGUUCCUGCAAACCAAUUUGCCUCAAUAAAAUCGUGCAGUUCCUUCUAUGAAGGACACUCUUAACCAUUAUAACAAACAAAAAAUUACACUUUGUUUUUCAUUAAAACCACAUUAUACAUAUUUUCUUAUUUUAAUGGCUACUUAAUUGUAAAUACAUGUUUUUAUUUAUAAAAGUAUAAGGAAAUAACAUUCUUACUAGUUAUUGUAUAUUUGUAACGUUUCUAGUAAUGUAACAAGUUUGUGAGCUCCAUGACUAUUUUAUAUUUUUCUGUGAUAUAAUACAAAACAUAACUCUUACUUUCUUAUAAUUUUAAUUAAGUUUAUUAUAUUAAUUAGGCUCUGUCUUAACACGUUUUAUCAUUCUUUUUUAUAUUCAAAUAAGACGAUAUUCAGUAAGUUUACUUGUAAAUUCAAAUGAUACAAAAAAGUUCUGUAUUAGUUUUAUUUUUCAUUUAAUGUAGUUGCAAGGUUCAAGAUUUUGUUAUUGUGAUCAAGUGACUAGCUACUCUGAUUUUUUAAACCAAUUUACCUUCUUAAUUUUAGUCGAGGAUUCAAUCAUGAAAAAUGUGUAGGGUAUGCUAUAUUGCCAUAUACCCUGAAUCAUGAGGGUCUCUUUGAAAUGAUAUCUUUUGAUAUCUUUCAAAAUUAUAUAACAAAUAAUUAGGUGGGAAAUGUAUUAUGGUUCAAUUGUUUUUCUGAUAUGUUAAUAUUCAAGAUCAUUUCAAUAUAACAGGCUCAUAGUAACAAAGUUUUAAAAAUGUAUUAGAUUUUGUAGUAAGAAAGAAAAUUCACAAUCAUAAAAGUUCUAUUUUGGAAUAUAAUAACUCCUGUUGUAUUUUGAUUACAAAAUAGGCUGAUUUGGUAUACAAAAUCUACCUAAAAUUAAUGAAUAAUAAGCCAAUGCAAUAGAGUGUUUAAGAACCUGACAGCACGUAACAAAAGAGGUAUCGCACAGACGAACAUUCCAUUACUAUUUUUAUACUAAAAUCAAUAGAACUCUUCCUUGGACCAAGAAUCUAUGCCCCAAGUCACAAGGAGCUUUCUAUUGAGAGGACAGACAGUGACACAAUUUCAAUAAAAUCCUAUGAGUCCUUAAUACAAAGGUAACUCUGAAAGUAUUGAGGCACCAGCAGACAGUGCAUACUUCACUAAUCUUAUCAUUCUUAGCUGAUUGUUCUAACCCCAGUCAAUACCUGACAUCAUCUUGGAUUCAUUGAGUGUAUUUGUUUUAUAUGUUUAGCAAGAUCAAUUUCGUGAAAUCAUUGAGUAAUCAAUAGGGCAUUUUCACGAUAUAAUUUUCUGAUUUUAUAGUUGGUUUGUCUCUUGAGGAAUGUGUUGAACAUUGCAAUUGGUUUUGAAGCACCAUCACAAACUUCUGUUUUAGGUGGUAUUUGGAAUUUUGAAAAGCUGUAUUUGCUUCAAGAUAAUGAAUGUUCAAGAAGGCUGCAUUCCGCCAUCACUUAAAAAAAUUGAUUUGGUGUGCAUACAUAAUGAUAUGGUGUGCAUAAGUUUAUGAUCCAAGAUUUGAUGCGCAUUAUGGUUCAAUAGGACAGACACUGCACUUAUUUAAUGAUUGAAUCUUCUCUAGAAAUGGGAUCCGCAACAGUGAAAAUAAUCUCGCAUGAUAUUUUUAAAUCAAGAAAAUUAUAUCUCGAUCAGUACCUCAAAAUUUAACAGAUGAACAAAAGGCUAAGCAUGUGAGAAUCAGCCAGCAUCCCUCCAACUGCUUAAUAAUGGUGGUCAUAAGAUAAUCUUCCAAAAAGUUUACUUGUUAUGAAAUGUAUAUCCCAUGUUAUGGCAUUCCUACUCAAAGAGAGAGUUUCAUAUGGGUGUUUGAAGAUUAGCUAUCAUGGUCAAGAAACAAUGAUCAGUGAAGAAAGUAAUGUACGCUGUUUCUCCAGGAGUAGGUCUGGUGAAGGCUAUUAAGCGGGAAUGACAAAGGCUUUCACAGUUUUUGGCACAAUGAACAAUGCUUGCCUGAAGUCUUUAGCACUUAAAGUUAAAUUAAAGUUUAAAUUAAACCCUUAAUGUUUAACAUUAAGGGUUUAAUUUUGUACUAUAACAAUACUUCUUCUCACACUGCUGCAAAAAAUUGGUAGUUUUUGGCCGAAAAAUGGCAUCAAAACGAUGGACCACCUCUCUUAUUCACCCCAUUUCGCUAUCUGCAUCUACUUGUUAUUCUUCAUUCUGAAGAAUCUUUUGUGCAGUCAUAACUUUUCUUCAAAAGUUGAAAUUGAUGAUUAUAUUUGUAAAUAAUUUAACUCCAUUCCAAAAACUGAGAGUUUGGAUGCUUACAAUGAGGGGACGAUCCAAAUUUAAACAUGCAUUAACACUUUAGGUAUUAUUUUAAACAUAUCUUAACGUUUGGUAAGUCUAGCACAAAAACAACUUCAUAUGUCCUAAAACUUUCAGUGUAAUCCUCGUAAAAAUAGUUUUGGCCCUUGGCAUCAAAAAUUUAGGUUCCUGAAACGUUAUCUCCAUGAAUAGAGUACUGAUUUAAUAUUUGUUAUAUACUUUUAAUGAAAUGUAAUAACUUUUAUCAUCAUAAGGAAUGGAAUUUAGUGUGGGAAGGGGACAAUGAAAACCUGACCUUGCAAACAGCCCACCUGCAUUGGUGGUGGUUCGGAAGUACAUUUAAGCUGUUGGUCCUCAAGUUAAGUGUUAGAGAGGGCUCCUUAGUCCUAACUUCGCAUGGUGAAAUAAGACAUCCUUUACUUUUACCUUCUUUUUUAUAUUUGUCAGACUAGACGUGGAGUUGACACUUUUGUACUGUAACAGAUUGGAGAAACUGUCAUACAAUCUGUUAUCUUUUGUCAUUUUUGAGAAAAUGUUAUUAUUUACCUGAAAAUAAAAUAUAGUGGCUUGGUUAUAUGUUUGUAUCAGUUUUAACUGUUUGAUGUCCUAAUGUUUAAUAAAUGUAAUGACCUUAUUUUUUGUAGGUAUUUAAAAUUUUAAAAUGUGAUCUCAUCUGUUAUUUUAUACAUGUCAUACUUUUUAAAUGUAAGUCAAUAUUUAUAUUAUUUUAUAUUAAUGUGUAUUAUCAUUGUGUCUAUUAAAGAAUCUCUUGGUGAUAACA